ACUUUAACAGACACUCAGGCAGCCGCAGCAUCGUCCGCAGCGAGCGCACACACACUGACACAAGUCGCGUGGGCUGUCUGGACGCCGACGCCAUCUGUUCUCGCCCACGCUGGACACGCUGCAAUCAAGACUGCUUUUAAGAUUAUCUAUUUAGGAAAUUUUAACCAGAAUUACCAUAUUCUCUUCGCCCUGAAUAGACUACAUAUUGUAGUGCGUUGGCACGGAUGCUCUAUUAGGCUACUCUGCUGUCUCUUGGCUGGGGAAAAUACUCAGGAGGUACAUUUGUAUCCAUAACAAUUGUCACCGAGACUGGUCGUCCUCUGUCAUCUUGAAGUUGCCUUAUUGAGCAUCCUACAGACAGUGAAUUGUGAUGUACUUGUGCCAUGGUCACCCAGGUUCCACAAGGUGAGGAGAGGGAUUGAGUUGGAGAGAUUUUUUUUUUAACGCGGAGGGAGUUGUUGUGGAUCACGGAGACCAGGAGGAGAGAGACAACCGUCGGCGCCAAUAACACCUUCUGCAUCAGAACCGUCUCAGUUUCUUCCAUAUAUGGUACACCACUAAAACUGGACCCUUGGAUUAAUUUUACAGAAUACCUGUCAACGAGGAUAUAUCUGUUUUAAAUUCACUGUAAUAGACUUCAAUCAGGUCGAGGUGUCUCACUGCGGUUGAACCCCCUACCAAGGCUAAGGUUGUGGUUUUACCGUUUGGACCAUUUUAAUAAUAAUAUUUCCCUUUCGGGUGGAUUGUUUGACCAUCUCGGACGACCCCAAAUGUGCGAUGUCUGAGCAGUGAGAGCUCGGUGGGAUCUGCUUUGGUCGUCCUGCACAGUAGCAUGGCCCCGUCCCGACGGCACUGCGGAUGGGAGAUGACGCCUCUGUCGGGAUGCCUGCUCCUGUCCAUCUUGAUGUUUCAGCCUGCGCUAGCCAAGGUCUGCAAUGACUAUACGAGGCACGGCCAGGACAACAGCUGGUUCUCGGGGGAUAAUGAAAAGUUGCCCAUCAUGGUGCUCAUGCCGAUGAACGAGUCGGCACUGAUGAGCAGCAUUAGUCAGGGCAUCGAGCCCGCAGUCCAACUGGCCAUACAACAUAUAAAAGAAUCACGGAAUUACAAGUUUUCACUCAUCACCAAAAUCUACGACACCGAGUGUGACAACGCCAAGGGAUUGAGGGCCUUCUUCGAUGCCAUAUGCUACGGACCCAAACACCUGAUGAUCUUUGGAGGGGUGUGUCCGUCCGUGACGUCCAUCAUUGCUGAGUCACUGGAGGGGUGGAACCUGGUGCAGCUCUCCUUUGCGGCAACAACCCCUGUUCUGGCCGACAAGAAGAAGUACCCCAACUUCUUCCGGACGGUUCCGUCGGACAACGCAGUGAACCCAGCCGUGGUCAAGUUCCUCAACUUUUACAACUGGAGCCGUGUGGGGACCCUCACACAGGAUGUCCAGAGGUUCUCAGAGGUGAGGAAUGACUUGACCAAUGAGCUGGAGAAGGCAGACAUCCAGAUUGCUGACACCGAGAGCUUCUCCAACGACCCCUGUGUCAAUGUCAAGAAGCUCAAGGAUAAUGAUGUGAGGAUCAUUAUCGGACAGUUUGAUGAGAAUCUGGCCUCCAAAGUAUUCUGCUGUGCGUACAACCUGAACAUGUAUGGUAGUAAGUACCAGUGGAUCAUACCAGGCUGGUACCAGGGGAACUGGUGGGAGCAGGCCAACUCCACCAACUGCACCACCAGGAAGCUGCUGACCGCUAUGGAGGGAUACAUUGCUGUGGACUUUGAACCGCUCAGCGCCAAACAGGUCAAGGGCAUCUCUGGAAGGACACCUAAGGAGUACGAGAGGGAGUACAGUAAAGAGCUGCAGCAGAAGGGAGUGGAGCCCUCGAAGUACCAUGGCUUCGCCUACGAUGGGAUCUGGGUGAUAGCAAAGACCCUGACCCGCGUCAUGGAUUUACUGCAGCACAAGGAGAGGCAGGACAUGUACCACAACUUCACCGUGGACGACCGGGAGGUGGGCAGGCUGGUGCUGGACGUCAUGAACGAAACCAACUUCUAUGGCGUCACGGGCCAAGUCAUGUUCAGGAACGGAGAACGGAUGGGCACGAUCAAAUUCACACAGUUUCAAGAGGGUCAGGAGGUGAAGGUCGGAGAGUACAACGCUAUUGCUGAUGUCCUGGACCUUAUUAACAACACCAUGAGGUUCCAAGGGGUGGAGCCUCCUAAGGACCGUACGUUUGUGCGUCUGCAGCGUCGCAACAUCAACGUACCCCUCUACAGCAUCCUGUCUGUUAUCACCAUCCUGGGCAUGCUCAUGGCAGGGGCCUUCCUCUUCUUCAACAUCAAGAACCGCAACCACAGACUGAUCAAGAUGUCCAGUCCCUACAUGAACAACCUCAUCAUUCUGGGAGGAAUGCUGUCCUACUCCUCCAUCUUCCUCUUUGGCCUGGAUGGCUCCUUGGUGUCCGACAAAGAGUUUGAGGCCCUGUGCACCGUGAGAACGUGGAUCCUCAUCGUAGGGUAUACGACAGCGUUCGGCGCCAUGUUCGCCAAGACCUGGAGAGUCCACGCGAUCUUCAAGAAUGUCAAGAUGAAGAAAAAGAUUAUCAAGGACCAGAAGCUGCUGAUCAUUGUUGGUGGGAUGCUGCUGAUUGACCUAUGCAUCCUCAUAUGCUGGCAGAUUGUUGACCCACUGAAGAGGACCGUGGAGGAGUACAGCUUGGAGGCGGACCCCCAGGGGCAGGACAUAGCCAUCCGGCCCUUCCUGGAACACUGUGAGAACACACAUAUGACCAUUUGGCUGGGAAUUGUCUACGCUUACAAGGGCCUGCUUAUGUUGUUUGGGUGUUUCCUGGCCUGGGAGACGAGGAAUGUGAGCAUCCCGGCCCUGAAUGACAGCAAGUACAUCGGGAUGAGUGUGUACAACGUGGGCAUCAUGUGUAUCAUCGGGGCGGCUGUGUCCUUCCUCACGCGAGACCAGCCCAAUGUGCAGUUCUGCAUCGUGGCUCUGGUCAUCAUCUUCUGCAGCACAAUCACUCUCUGUCUGGUGUUUGUGCCAAAGUUCAUCACGAUGAGGACCAAUCCUGACGCUGCUACUCAGAAUCGGAGGUUAAAGUUCAAUACGAACCAGAAGAAAGAGGACUCCAAGAUGUCCACGUCAGUGACGAGUGUGAACCAGGCCAACACGUCCAGACUGGACGGCCUGCAGACUGACAACCACCGCCUCCGCAUGAAGAUAACAGAGUUGGAUAAGGAACUGGAGGAGGUGACCAUGCAGCUGCAGGACACCCCAGAGAAGACCCCGUACAUCAAGCAGAACCACUAUGGCGACGUCAACAACAUCCUCAGCAUACGCAACUUUACCGACGGCAAAGAGGGGGAGAAAUCGAAACUGAAGAAUCAUCUUGAGCAGAAGCCUCAGGCGCAGUGGGGCUCCAUGGACCCUUCCAGAAUAAACAGAGGUCCUCUGGAGGAUAUCAACUCACCUGAACACAUACAGCGCAGGCUGUCGUUGCAGCUGCCCAUCCUGCACCAUGCCUACCUACCCUCCAUAGGGGGGGUGGACGCCAGCUGUACCAGCCCCAACCCCAGCCCCAGCUCCAGUCCGCGGCACAGACACAUGCCACCGUCCUACCGGGUCAUGGUCUCAGGCCUGUGAGCAUCAGUUUCCCCUGGCGCUACCAAGAAAGACAUCUGUGUAAAAAACAACAACAAGCAGACUGUGACUGAGGUCAUCAGGGAUAGUGGAAUAAUAUGUGCGUUGGACCAGGGAGGGGGAAGUUUUAUCCACUCUUCAUGCCUCGGUCUCUAGACCCCCUCACUAGAACCGUGGGUCGGGGAAAGGGUACAGAGGACCUUACAAACGAUGAUGACACGAACCGCAGCUAC
Molecule: messenger RNA, 3873 nt
Organism: Oncorhynchus masou masou (cherry salmon)
Lineage: Eukaryota; Metazoa; Chordata; Actinopteri; Salmoniformes; Salmonidae
Gene: gabbr2
Product: gamma-aminobutyric acid (GABA) B receptor, 2
Exons: 19
Coding region: 833-3643 (936 amino acids)
Biological process (GO): G protein-coupled receptor signaling pathway; gamma-aminobutyric acid signaling pathway
Cellular component (GO): G protein-coupled receptor heterodimeric complex; membrane
Molecular function (GO): G protein-coupled GABA receptor activity
Source: RefSeq, a predicted model, not a curated record